AUGCAAAUUCUCUCGUGUAUCGCAUUCACAGCCGCGCUUUUUGCAGUCGCAUUCGCGGGCUAUAUUCCACAGUGGCAUGCUGCCAAUUAUGCCUCAGUUGUCCAGCACACCGAUGGUCAUCAUCUUGCCACACACGACUAUGGUAGUCACGGUCAUUAUCUGCAAGAUGCAGGACAUGGUUAUGAUCACCACGAUAACCACUACGAAUCUCAUCAUUAUCCCAAAUACACCUUCGACUAUGGUGUUAAGGACGCACACACCGGCGAUCAUAAGAGCCAAUGGGAGCAUCGUGAUGGUGAUCAUGUCAAGGGUGGCUAUACUCUGGAGGAAGCUGAUGGUACAACACGAGUUGUAGAGUACACCACCGACGAUCAUCGCGGCUUCAAUGCUGUUGUCAAGAAAAUUGGCCAUGCUCACCAUCCUCAAGGAUAUAAUCAUGAAGGCAACUACUAUGGUGCUGACGGUUACGAAAAUGGGCACACUGGCAGCUUCUUUGAAGUCAGUCAACAUCACUGA
Molecule: messenger RNA, 516 nt
Organism: Bactrocera tryoni
Lineage: Eukaryota; Metazoa; Arthropoda; Insecta; Diptera; Tephritidae
Product: pro-resilin-like
Exons: 2
Coding region: 1-516 (171 amino acids)
Cellular component (GO): extracellular matrix
Source: RefSeq, a predicted model, not a curated record